AUGAAUGACCCCGAGAGAAAGAGCAGCGUGGCUCGCUUGCUCAAUGCUGUUGAGUGUGACCUAGCGGCUGGCAGCGAGAAGGGUGAUCCCACCGAGAAGCAACUGAAAGUUGUCCUGGAAGAUGCGAAUCUUUGGCAAAAGUUCAAAGCAGUCACCAACGAAAUGAUUGUCACCAAGAAUGGAAGGCGGAUGUUUCCAGUUUUGAAAAUAAGCGUAUCUGGAUUAGAUCCAAAUGGCAUGUAUUCAUUCCUGCUCGACUUUGUUGCUGCUGACAAUCAUCGUUGGAAAUAUGUGAAUGGUGAAUGGAUCCCAGCUGGUAAACUGGAACCCUUGACACAAAGCUGUGUUUACAUCCACCCUGAAUCCCCCAACUUUGGUGCACACUGGAUGAAAGCACCAAUAUCUUUUAGCAAAGUCAAGUUAACAAACAAAGCCAACAGUACUGGACAGGUAAUUCUAAAUUCUCUGCACAAAUACAAGCCCCAGGUUCAUAUUGUACACGUAGGGGGCCCUCACAGGAUGGUUUCCAACCACUCUUUCCCUGAAACCCAAUUCAUUGCAGUAACUGCAUACCAGAAUGAAGAGGUAACAGCUCUGAAGAUUAAGAAUAAUCCUUUUGCAAAAGCAUUCCUGGAUUCAAAAGAAAGAAGUGACCACAAUUAAGAUGAUUCAGGUUUAGGAACCAGUUAUAAGGAUGACCUUGCUGGAAAUCACCACAUGGGUUGUUCUCACAUAAGCAGCUGGUUGAUACCUAAUGGUGAGACUAUUUGUACCUCAGCAAAUCCAAAUUAUCAGUACCAUGCUGCUUUACCACUUCCUAGUGGUGCCCACUCAUUCCAUAGCUGUGAGCGAUACAGCCCAAGGCACAGUCACCUCGCCUCUCCAUAUCCAACAUCCUACGUGCACAGAAAUUACCCAACAGUGCCCUUUGCAGAAAACACCGGUAACAGCCUUCAGCCCCUACCAGGGCACGACAACUGGUCAACCUUGCCACCUCCUCCACAUGCCAGCAUGUUACCACUGACUCAAUCUGGAUCUGGAUCCAAUUCCAGCCAGUAUACAUGCCACUGGACUGUGGGCAAUCGUUCAGUAAGUCCAACUAACCAACUGAACUCAGCUGCUGGAAACCCGCAAAGUCCAUUUAUUCGAGGAAACCUGAGCUUGCCACCAACUCCUUCGUCCUUGGUCACUGUGACGAGUUCCAAUGGGGCAGCGAUGGAGAUGAUCAGUGAAUCCCCACUAACCAGGCUUGUGGUAUCAUCAUGGAGCUCAGGUUCAUCCCCGUCUUUCUAAUAGUUUACCGCAUCUGACACCUGAUUACUGUGGUCAUCUAUUUCAGCCACACAAUUAACUUUUAUCUGCUUACGUUUAUCUAGUUGUUUUCUAGACUUAAAAAAUAUCUUAAAGCAAGAAUGAUUCCCAAAAGGAAUACAUAACAUUUUGCGUUAGAAGGUGCCCUCUCCGGCUGAAAAUCUGUCUGCUUGCCACGGUUAAUCCAAAGCAAAGGACUGAAUGAUCACUGUUCAGUUUACACUGAAUCUGUUAUUAAAGUGUAAAAUUAAAUCCUAUCAUAAAAUCCAAGUUGGGGAAAGAUUAAAAUGAUUGAGUUGAAGUGUGACCCAAUGACAUUUUCUCAACUGUAUAUAAUGGAAUUAUUCUGAAAUUGGGGAUGCCUAUUUUUCACAAGCUCUUCAAACAAAAGUAGUGGCUGGUUGAUGGUGAGUAGGGCCUGUUUCCCUGCUGUAUCUCUCGAUGGCUCUGAGUUCAUCUUCCAUUCGUAGUGGCUUAUAUUUUAACCCCAAGAUACCUUGCUAACUUUCAACUAGAUAUGAAAGGCUCCAUUGGAUUGUUCUGUUACUUUCCCAUGCAGUUUGCACGACAGUUGGAUAACAUUUAGGAUUUAAUUUCAAAUGAAAAUUACUCCGUUCUGAUAGAUUUUUAUAGUAGUAACUAAUAAAACAUCCACAGCUCCGCAGCAAUUUAAUUAGCAGG
Messenger RNA from Amblyraja radiata (thorny skate), 1992 nucleotides. RefSeq names its product T-box transcription factor TBX19-like. Gene Ontology annotation, molecular function: RNA polymerase II cis-regulatory region sequence-specific DNA binding; DNA-binding transcription factor activity, RNA polymerase II-specific. The record is from RefSeq and is a predicted model, not a curated record. Gene Ontology annotation, biological process: mesoderm formation; regulation of transcription by RNA polymerase II; positive regulation of DNA-templated transcription. Gene Ontology annotation, cellular component: nucleus; chromatin. The transcript is spliced from 9 exons. Lineage: Eukaryota; Metazoa; Chordata; Chondrichthyes; Rajiformes; Rajidae.